Molecule: messenger RNA, 1527 nt
Organism: Arachis duranensis
Lineage: Eukaryota; Viridiplantae; Streptophyta; Magnoliopsida; Fabales; Fabaceae
Product: protein DETOXIFICATION 29-like
Exons: 7
Coding region: 1-1527 (508 amino acids)
Biological process (GO): xenobiotic detoxification by transmembrane export across the plasma membrane
Cellular component (GO): vacuolar membrane
Molecular function (GO): xenobiotic transmembrane transporter activity; antiporter activity
Source: RefSeq, a predicted model, not a curated record
AUGGAGAAUAUAGGUAAUGAUGACCAGAGCCAUCAGCCACUGCUAUCCCCAGAAGACCAAAUGCGGCCGCGGAACACGGUUGUUUUUACGACGGAUUCCGAUGACAUUGCUCCAAUCACAGGCCCCAUAGAUUUCUUGAGACAGUUCUCCAUUGAGGCAAAGAAGCUGUGGUACCUGGCGGGCCCAGCCAUCUUCACCUCCCUUUGCCAAUACUCCCUUGGUGCUAUCACUCAGCUCUUUGCCGGCCACGUCAGCACCAUCGCCCUUGCCGCUGUUUCCAUCGAGAACUCUGUCAUCGCCGGCUUUUGCUUUGGCAUCAUGAUUGGUAUGGGAAGCGCGUUGGAAACGCUGUGUGGACAAGCUUAUGGAGCAGGGAAACCAGAGAUGUUAGGUGUGUACAUGCAAAGAUCAUGGAUAAUUCUGAACACCACCGCGCUUCUUCUAUCCCUUCUAUACGUAUUCGCACGGCAGAUCCUAAAGGCAAUAGGAGAAACCACCGCCAUCGCCGAGGCGGCCGGGGUUUUUGCGUUGUAUAUGAUCCCGCAGCUGUUUGCCUAUUCCAUGAACUUCCCCAUCCAGAAAUUCUUGCAAGCUCAGAGCAAGAUGAUGAUCAUGGCAUGGACCGCGGCGGUUGCAUUGGUAGCGCAUGCUGUGCUUAGCUGGGUACUAAUGUUGAAAUUGGGGUGGGGCCUGGUGGGUGCGGCGGCGGUGCUCAACGCGGCGUGGUGGUUCAUGGUGGUAGUUAAGAUUGGUUAUGUAGUGUGUGGGUAUUGUGGUAAGACUUGGAGUGGGUUCUCCUUCCAAGCGUUUCAGAAUCUUUGGGCCUUUCUUCGUCUCUCAUUUACCUCCGCUAUCAUGCUUUGCCUAGAAGUUUGGUAUUUCAUGGCCCUGAUUCUUAUUGCCGGUUAUCUCAAGAAUGCUGAAGUUUCGGUGGAUGCCAUGUCUAUCUGCAUGAACAUACUAGGAUGGAUGAUCAUGCUAACCUUGGGAAUGAAUGCAGCAGUAAGUGUGAGAGUGUCAAAUGAAUUGGGAGCUCGUCACCCAAGAACGGCGAAAUUUGCUAUAGCUGUUGCUGUGAUUACUACACUUAUGGUUUCUUUCGUGCUCUCCAUGGUUCUUGUCAUCUUCAGAAAAGAAUACCCUUCAUUGUUUACAACGGAUGAAGAUGUGAAAGAGCUUGUGAUAGAGCUGACACCCAUGUUGGCAUUGUGCAUUAUAAUCAACAACGUGCAACCAGUUCUUUCAGGUGUGGCUGUUGGGGCAGGCUGGCAAGCUACUGUUGCUUAUGUCAACAUUACUUGUUACUACUUAAUUGGUGUUCCCCUUGGACUUUUCUUAGGUUUCAAACUUGACUUGGGUGUCAUUGGGAUUUGGUCUGGAAUGAUGUCAGGGACCAUCUUACAAUCUUGUGUGCUAUUUUUUAUGGUCUAUAAGACAAAUUGGAAUAAAGAGGCCUCUCUUGCUGAAGAUAGAAUAAAGAAGUGGGGUGGGUCUAAAGAUUCAGAAGAGAACUUGAUUGCAAAUUAA